This is a messenger RNA of Lachancea sp. 'fantastica', 843 nucleotides long. The record is from the annotation of a GenBank genome assembly. Lineage: Eukaryota; Fungi; Ascomycota; Saccharomycetes; Saccharomycetales; Saccharomycetaceae.
AUGGAACUAUUGAAAGCUAGCUAUGGGAUUGAGAAACUUCAGGACUCGGUGCGCGAGCGUUGUCGGCUGCUCAAAACACUACAUAUGAGCCCCUCUACGAAUGACACGAUAAACUUGAAGAAACAGCUAAAUUCCACGAUAGAAGCGUUGAAAGAGGCCGAAAAGAGCGUAACAGGAAGCGAGAUGUUGGAAUUGGAGAGUCUAGUAAACAGAUACAACUUGAUAGUGGCCGAUAUUCCUGACCAGGCGGUAGAAAAGAGCCUUUACACUUUCACAAGGAAGACUAACCCUAGCAGUAAAUCUAGUGCAUCUAGCACAACGGAAUCCAAAAAAGUGCGUUUCAAAGAUAAUGUUGCCGAGUUCCGGGACCAUCCUAAUGAGCCGUCUGGGGAUUCUCAGGCUCAAUUCGAACCUUACAAAGAUGAUCCAGAUCUCGAUUCUCAAAAUGAUGACCGAGAAGCAGACAGAAACAGACUCUUCGGUAAUAACACCAGAGACUCUUUUGAUAACAGCACACCGUUAACGAUAGCACCACAGCUUUCUAACCAGGACCUCUUUAUUCAGCAGCAGCAACAGUUGCUGGAACAGGACUCACAUUUGGAAGACCUUUCAAGAUCUGUCCAAAAGGGCCAUGGUCUUUCGCUGGACAUUAACCACGAACUGACUGACCAAAAUGACAGCGUUCUGCGAGACCUGGAAAGUCUGGUCGACAACAGUGGCAGAAACCUCGAUCGUGCCAAGAAAAAGCUACACGUGUAUGAGAAAACCGCUCGAAUAAAUGGACCCUGUCUGAUCAUUGUGCUGCUUGUUAUUAUACUGAUCUUGCUGUUGGUGGUGCUGUAA